This is a messenger RNA of Solanum verrucosum, 2605 nucleotides long. Its product is annotated as probable linoleate 9S-lipoxygenase 5. The coding region runs from base 28 to 2592 and encodes 854 amino acids. Gene Ontology annotation, biological process: lipid oxidation. The transcript is spliced from 9 exons. The record is from RefSeq and is a predicted model, not a curated record. NCBI's taxonomy places the organism in Eukaryota, Viridiplantae, Streptophyta, Magnoliopsida, Solanales, Solanaceae. Gene Ontology annotation, molecular function: oxidoreductase activity, acting on single donors with incorporation of molecular oxygen, incorporation of two atoms of oxygen; protein binding; metal ion binding.
UUUUUAGCACUUUGUCCAUUUUGCUCAAUGGGUUGUGCAGAGAUACUGGAGAAAUUGCUGGAAACAGUUUGCGGUAAACAGCGCGAUGUUCCAGUAGAAAGCGAUACCAUUAAGAUCAAGGGAACAGUUGUAUUGAUGAAGAAGAAUGUUUUGAACUUUAAGGAUGCUGGUUCUGCCUUCCUUGAUCGAAUGCACGAGCUCUUUGGUAAACGCGUUACCAUACAGCUCGUUAGUGCUGAACAUGCUGAUCCUGAAAAUGGAUCAAAAGGGAAGUUGGGAAAGCCAGCAAUUUUGGAAUGGGCAUCCUCCAAGACUUGGAUAUCAGUGGAAGAAGCAGCAUUCAAUAUUACAUUUGACUGGGAUGAGUCAUUAGGAGUUCCUGGUGCUUUCAUUGUAAAGAACAAUCAUCACAGCCAGUUUUACCUGAAGACUCUCACUUUACAUGAUGUUCCUGGAGAUGGUGAAGUUCAUUUUGUCUGCAAUUCGUGGGUGUAUCCUCCACAUCGUUACAACUAUGAUCGAGUGUUUUUCAGCAACAAGACAUACCUGCCAUGCAACACACCAGAACCCCUUGUGGCAUACAGAAAUGAGGAGCUCGUUAAUCUUCGAGGUACAGGUUCAGGUAUGCUCAAGGAAUGGGACAGAGUUUAUGACUAUGCUGUCUACAAUGAUUUAGGAUAUGAUCGACCUGUGCUUGGUCGAUCUAAGGAUUAUCCAUACCCUCGUAGAGGCAGAACAAGUCGUCCACCGACUAAAAGAGAUUCUAGCUUAGAGAAACGGUUGCCACGUUUGAGUUUGAACAUUUAUGUUCCGCGAGAUGAACUUUUCAACCAUGUGAAGUUUAAUGAUUUCCUUACAUAUAGUGCCACAUCAAUAAUUCGGGUUGUAAUCCCACAGACCGCGUCUGUGUUAGCUAGACCUUUCAACGAGUUCAAAAGCUUCGAACGUGUACUAGAAUUCUAUAAAGAUAGUGAUGAGGAAAGGUCCAGGGAAUGUCUGCCAUGGAAAAUACUCAAAGGGCAAUUUCAUAAAUAUCCAAUUCCUCAUGUAAUUGAAGAAGAUAACUCAGCAUGGAGGUCAGAUGAAGAGUUUGGACGUGAAAUGCUGGCUGGCGUUAACCCUGUGAUUAUCCAGCGUCUACAGGAAUUUCCACCCACAAGCAAGCUAAAUCCUGAAGUAUAUGGAAACCACACCAGUAAAAUAACAAGGGAUCAGAUUGAGAAAUACAUGGAUGGACUAACUGUGGAUGAUGCAAUAAAGAAUGACAGGCUAUUCAUCUUAAAUUAUCAUGACCUACUUAUGCCUUAUAUUACUCGGAUUAACUCAACAACCACAAAGAUCUAUGCUAGUCGGACCAUCCUUUUACUCCAAGACGAUGGAACAUUGAAGCCACUUGCGAUUGAACUGAGCUUACCACAUCCACAAGGAGAUAAACAUGGUUCCACCAGUCAAGUAUUUAGCCCAAGUAAUGAUGAGAGUGUCGAAGGCUAUGUCUGGCAUCUGGCCAAAGCUUAUGUUGCUGUAAAUGACUCUGGAUAUCAUCAGCUCAUCAGUCACUGGCUGAACACACAUGCAGUGAUAGAGCCAUUCAUUAUAGCAGCAAACAGACAAUUGAGUGUGGUUCAUCCAAUCUAUAAGCUUCUACAACCCCACUUCCGUGAUACAUUGUACGUCAAUGGUUUGGCUAGGCAGAUCCUCAUUAAUGCAGGUGGAAUACUUGAAUCGACCGUAUUCCCAUCCAAGUAUGCCAUGGAAAUGUCUUCUGUCAUCUAUAAGAAUUGGGUGUUCACUGAACAGGCACUCCCUGCAGAUCUACUUAAAAGAGGAGUUGCAGUGCCAGACUCAAGCCAGCCUAAUGGCCUUAGACUCCUGAUAAAGGAUUAUCCUUUCGCGGUUGAUGGACUUGAGAUUUGGUCAGCAAUUGAAGCCUGGGUUGACGAAUACUGUUCCUUCUAUUACUCAACUGAUGACAUGAUCCGUGACGACACUGAACUCCAGUCCUGGUGGAUGGAAGUUCGCAAUGAAGGUCACGGUGACUUGAAAGAUGAAUCAUGGUGGCCUCAAAUGCAGACACGAGCUGAACUCAUCGAAACGUGUACAAUUAUCAUAUGGGUGGCUUCUGCUCUUCAUGCAGCUGUCAACUUUGGGCAAUAUCCUUAUGCUGGUUACCUCCCAAAUCGUCCAACAGUAAGUCGAAGAUUCAUGCCUGAGCGAGGCACCCCUGAGUAUGCUGAGCUCGAGUCAAACCAUGAACGCGCCUACCUAAAGACAAUCACAGCUCAGUUACAAACUCUUAUGGGCAUCUCAUUGAUAGAGAUGUUAUCUAUGCAUUCUGCAGAUGAGAUUUAUCUCGGGCAACGAGACACUCCUGAAUGGACUUGUGAUCGACAACCACGACAAGCAUUGCAGAGAUUCAGUGACAAGUUGGUUGAAAUCGAAAACAGAAUAAUGAAUAGGAACAAUGACAAUACAUUGAAGAACAGAAAUGGACCUGUAAAAUUGCCUUAUACAUUACUAUAUCCAAAUGCCACAGGUGACAAGAGUGCAACAGGACUUACUGGCAAGGGAAUUCCCAAUAGUGUCUCAAUAUGAAAGUUACAUGACA